CUUUGUUGCCCGUACAGUAGGCACUGACCUCUUGCAUUCGUUAAAUGUGAUUUGUUUUUGAAGUGAUUCUUACUUUUGGUUUAUCUAACCUGUGCUAUCUUCUGUGUAUUUGUUCAUUUCUAAGUACCACGUUCAUAGCGAUUUUUCUGUCGUUAACAGAGAUAUAAUCUCCAAAACGAACGGGCGUUGUUUAUUUGCUGCACGAUUUCAUUUUCCACAAUAUGCUCAGAUCUUUUUACCACAAGAUUCUCUUUUUUCAGAUAAUGGGGAAGAAAUCCAAAAAGUCUAAAAAUCAAAAGAAGCACGCUCCUUCCUCUGUUAAGCCUAUUGGAACUAAUAAGAGGCGCAAGCAAAAGUCAUCUAAGCGCUUCCGAAAUCAGCUGAGAAAUACCGAUCCUUUGUCCGAAAAGGUAAUCAACACAACGACGGGCAAUUCAAUUAAAAAGAAACCUCUUAAAAGCCGUCGCCACGAAACUAACCCGGCCAAAUUAUCUGCUCCCUGCAAGUUGUUUGGCGCUGCAUCUAGUGACAGCGAACCGGAACCAAUCAGUGCGAAUUGGCAUGUUGGUGGGGAUGAUGCGGGUACACCGACAGGUCCCUCUGAAUGGAGUCAUACAACUGCAUCGAAGAAAACACCCCAAUCAGAUGGAGAGCAUGCAUCCAGUGAUCUAGAAAACUCAGAGACUGACGCUGACGAAGAACUCGAUGAGACUGAGUUGGAGGUGUUAGUUCGGGGUGAUUUGGAGGCGGGCCAAAAGUCCAAGUGCAUCUCACGUGAUCCGAAGAAAAAUGUUGAACCAACGAAUGCGCCGAAGUCUGGCGUUCGCAAUGUGCCGUCCGAGCUUUCUAAUUCGAAAAACUCUUCUCAAGAAAAAUUACCGGAAUCGAAGCCUAGCUCAGCCAGUUGGCGUAACCCAAUGAGCAUUCUCUGCGAGAUCGAACGUCGAUCAGUCGACCUCUCAUCGCGAACAUUGUACAUAGCGCCUGUCCCGCGUGACUGCACGCAUGACAGCCUGAAGCAGUUAUCAUCGACGCUUUCCUCCUCCCGGCUAUCGUACAACUUUCGCACCAAAUGCUGUCGUAAGUACGCUUUUCUUGAAUAUCCCGACGCCGAAUCCGCAUUGGCUGCACGAAAGGCCAUACUCGGUCGCUUGUUCGGUAAUCAGUCGCUAAAUGUUCAGGUUGUCCCGCCGCAGUUUAUUGUGCGACAAGGCAGUGAGCGAGUAGUGGAUCGGACGCAGCUGUUCGUCACUGGUUUGCUACCCUCUGUCACCAAAGCAGAGUUGAAGCAGUUAUUUCCGAAAGCCAGCGCCAUCGACUAUCCCUUCCAUCCUGGUGGAUAUCCUCUCGGCUACGCCACGGUGAAGUUUGUCAAUGAAGAUGUCGCUCUUGAGGCGUUCACAGAUGCCCAUUGUCGGAAGAUGAAAGGCCAUCCUGUGUUCGUCAACUACGUUAUUCACUCGAAUAAAAAUGAGAAACGCACAAGUGAUGUCCCCAAGAGCAAACGACCCAAGGAAUCCGACAUGAUUCGAAGAGAAACUCCGGCGAGACUGCCGAACCGCGAGAGUUAUAUCCCGAAUGAAAGUGGUAACGGUGCGCCUAAAGUAAAAACCGAACCUGCAAUGACGAGGCCAAAAGUGAUCGUCCAGACUAUCUUUGACGCUGAUGAGGAUAUCGCCAAUACCCAACGCUCUGAUGUGCAAAACGAUGAUGAUGAAUUUCUGAUCAAGCCUUCCGGAUCGCCCACAGACCGAAAACCUAACAUACUUUCUCGGCUAGUUCAUGCUCAAAAUCACACUAUGUCCGACUCAGCUGAAGCCUCUAGUGAUGAAAAUGAUGAUCAGAGUAAUUUGUCAAGAUCUUCUGAUCACGAGUCGGGAUCGGAGUACUCUAGCGCCGAAGAGGGCUCCGAACCCGACGAAAGUGAUAAAAGUCCCACUGAUGUGGAGAAACAGAGCGGAGCGGAAGACGAAGAAAAGUCAGACUCACCAUCUUCAAAUGGUUCUUCCGGGGAGGAUAUUGAUCGGGAGUUGAAAGCUGUGAUGAAAGCACGACGCGGCGCGAUGCGUUCACUGAAAACUGCCGGAUCAGCGAAAAGUCAAAUGACCGGUGGGCGCAAGAUGAAGCCCGACCAAGUCAAACGUGUAGGCAAACCGCUCAUGCUCCCCGUACCAUCGAAACGCCACAAAGUUUAG
Molecule: messenger RNA, 2195 nt
Organism: Dicrocoelium dendriticum
Lineage: Eukaryota; Metazoa; Platyhelminthes; Trematoda; Plagiorchiida; Dicrocoeliidae
Source: the annotation of a GenBank genome assembly